Messenger RNA from Microthlaspi erraticum, 1158 nucleotides. The record is from the annotation of a GenBank genome assembly. NCBI's taxonomy places the organism in Eukaryota, Viridiplantae, Streptophyta, Magnoliopsida, Brassicales, Brassicaceae.
AUGGAAGAAGACAAGACGAUAGAAGAGAAUGUUGACAUAUUUCUGAGGCUCAUUGCAGAUUUGGACAGUCUCAAGGUUAGUAUCUCAGAUGAAGACCAUGCCAUACAGCUCUUGUCAGGACUUCCAGCAGCAUAUGAACCAUUGGUUCACACUCUCCAGUACGGGUCUGGAAAGGAGACGCUUACAGUGAAUGAAGUAGUUACUUCAGCCUAUUCUAAAGAAGCUGAACUUAGGCAAAAGGGAUUACUCAAUAAAAGUAGGCAGGUUGCGGAGGGUUUGUAUGUUGAGUCAAGAGGAAGAUCAGAUAAGCAGGGAGGAAGUCCUAAGAACAAGAGCAGGUCAAAGUCAAAACAGAAGUUUGAUAAGAACAACACAGGUUGUUUUAUUUGUGGAUCAGAAGAUCACUGGAAAAGGGAAUGUCCAGAAAGGAAGAAGCCGCCUAAUUCUGCAAAUAUUGCAGUGGAACCUAAACAACCGAUAGUGUUAACUGUUAGCACUCAAGACUCAAAGAAGGAAUGGGUUAUGGACUCAGCCAUCACUUAUGGUAACAUCAAAGGAAUAGGGAAGAUUCGGAUUCAGAAUCCAGAUGGUUCUGAGGUGAUACUUAGGGAUGUAAAAUACAUACCGGAGGUGAGUAGGAAUCUUAUUUCUUACGGGAUGUUAGAAAGAUCAGGUUGUAGAUAUGAAGGAAGAAACUUCAAGGUUCGGUUCUACAAAGGCGGGAAGAAGGCAAUCUCAGGAAAAUACAAGGAUGGAUUGUAUUAUCUUGAAGGCAAGGUCUCUAAGAAUGAAGAGAACAAUUCUGGAGUUGAGAAGGAAGUUAGACAGGAAAGGUCAAAGAAAGUGACUUUUGGUCAGAAUCUGGUUCAGGAAGCAACUCCUAAUGGUUUGGAAAAAGAUGAUUCAUUAGCUCAAGGUGGAGAUUCUAAAGAAACUGAAUCUAAAGAGAGCAAUGAAGAAUCUGGGAUAAAAGAGCUUGAGGUGGAAGGCUUGGAAAAGGUUUCUAAGAUAUUGGGAAUGGGGAUCUUCGGAGAUAGAGCUAAGGAAGAAGAAACUCUAUCUAAGAUUUAUUCCAAUGAAGAGAAAGAAGAUUUUCCAAGUAAAGCAGUACCUGGACAAAAGCUUCAGGUUUGCUGCAAGUUUCCAAGCUUAAACUGA